CAAUGAUUGGUUGUCUCAUAGUUAACCUGUGUUCGUUAUUUUCUGUCUCGUAAAUCCGUUUUCUAUUUUAAUUGUUUUUACGGAAACAAUUGCAACACUAGACGUUAAAGUAAAGAGUGAUAAACUAGACAAAGAAAGAAAAGAAGAAGAAGGAAUCGUGUCAAAUAAGCGGAUAUACACAGAAGAACUUCAAUUAUUCCGUUGAUUAUAAAAACAAAAAUCGGAAUUAGGGUUUUUUUGAGAUUGAAUUAUGAAGAUUUAGUUUUUUUUUCCAGAUAUGGAACCUUCAAAUUUACAAGAAGGUGUUAUUGUCCUUGAUGGUAAGAAAGAUGAACAACAGCAACUGCGUGUUAAGAGGAAAACUUUACAAGCUGUGCUUGAACAGUGUCAAAGAGCUUUAGAUUUGAUUAAUAGUGGUGAAGUUGAUGAUGAUGAUGGUGAAGAUGAUGAUGAAAGUGAGGUGGAGAUUGGUGAGGAUGCGUUGAAUCAGUUUGGUGAUGAUGAUACUGUUCAGCUAUGUAACUUUCUAAAGUCUGGAGUUGACUCCCCCAACUUUCUUGAAAAGCUUGGGACCACCAGUGCUUCAGUUCCGCAAAAUCCUGCUGCUGAAGAAGGUGGCUCCUGGGACAUCGUUUGUGAAAAUGAUUUAUGGGAUGGUGAGGAUAUUGAAUUGGACCAAGAAAGUUUUGUUCUUGUUCGGCAAGAAGAUAUACUGGAGGGUAUUGCUUCCUUCACGGCUGCAUAUUUGUUGUCACUAAAGCAAACUAAAGAACUAACACCCAAUCAACUCCAAGAAGCCUUGAGCAAAACUUUCUGUACUAAAAAGAAAAAGGGUAAACUUCGAAAAGCAUGGGAUGGAAGCAAAGUUAUCUACAAUGUAGCAUCAUGGGGAGCCACUGCCAUUGGGAUAUACCAAAAUCCAGCUCUGUUUAGGGUAGCUACUGUGGCUUUCUGGACUUCCUGCCGUGUUAUAUCGAAACUUUUCUGAAUCUCUCCUGAUAAAUUCUGGGAGACAUUUUCAUUGUUUGUGAUGCUUGGAAUAUGGUGCUAUGUUCGAUUAGGGGCUCUCAAGUUUGAGGUCCCCUGUGUAAUAUACUGUUUGUCUUUGAUUUUUACAGAUUAAUUGGUUGUUUUUGUAGUCAGCUUGUAUAUAUUUUUACUUCUCUUGGAAAAGGAUCACCUUGUACAGUUGUUUUUGAACACUCCCGUGACUAUUAAUGCAGUAUAAUAUAUAACUACA
Molecule: messenger RNA, 1240 nt
Organism: Papaver somniferum (opium poppy)
Lineage: Eukaryota; Viridiplantae; Streptophyta; Magnoliopsida; Ranunculales; Papaveraceae
Exons: 6
Coding region: 278-988 (236 amino acids)
Source: RefSeq, a predicted model, not a curated record